Molecule: messenger RNA, 675 nt
Organism: Vigna unguiculata (cowpea)
Lineage: Eukaryota; Viridiplantae; Streptophyta; Magnoliopsida; Fabales; Fabaceae
Source: RefSeq, a predicted model, not a curated record
AUGACUGGUGGUAUACUGCUUGUGUGUGCAACAAAGCUGUUUAUCCAGAUUCCAAGAUGUUCUUUUGUGAGAAGUGUAACAAGCAUAUAUAGGAUUAAGAUCCGAGUUAUUGACUCUUUCGAUUCAACCACAUUUGUCCUCUUUGAUAGGGAUGCAACUACCCUUCUCAAGAAAACUUGUGCUGAUAUGUUAGACACUCAUGAUAAGAUGAAUGCUUCUGGAAAUUUGCCUAAGCAGUUUGAUGAGUUAGUUGAUAAAAGUCUGCUUUUUAAAGUUGAAAGUAGGAACGAUCAAAAUUUCAAACUUGAGCAAUCUUUCAGAGUGAAGAAAAUAUGUGUUGAUGAUGAUAUCAUUGAAAAAUUCAAUGAUUCUUCCAUGAAAUAUGUGGAUGUUUAUGCUGGAAAUGGUGAGUUUAGCAGGGAAAAAAUGCAUAUAGUCAAUGAGUCCACCGUUAAUAUUUCAGAGGAUUUAUUAGUCCGAUUUACCAAAGAAACAAUUGAGUGUGGAUCCCAAUCACCUGAACUAAUCCAAGAUAAUCUAACCAACGAUGAUGCUAACAGUUCACAUAAGAGAGAAUUUGGAAAGAAGACUGCAUCACUUGAAUUCAUCGAAGAAGACAAUGUUCCAUUGAAGCUUUUAAAAAGAUAUAUUAAGAAGGAAAAAGCAGUGAUUUGA